Messenger RNA from Zingiber officinale, 1131 nucleotides. RefSeq lists its product as uncharacterized. The coding region runs from base 67 to 828 and encodes 253 amino acids. Gene Ontology annotation, cellular component: plasma membrane. The transcript has 3 exons. Lineage: Eukaryota; Viridiplantae; Streptophyta; Magnoliopsida; Zingiberales; Zingiberaceae. The record is from RefSeq and is a predicted model, not a curated record.
AGAUAAAUAAUUAGUGGAAAUCUGGAGAAAUCGGAACGAAGAGGCGGAGAGAAGCAUCGGUCACACAUGACGGUGACUGUGAAAGCAGGCGACCAGGCGGCGCCGCUCCUCCCCCAGCCAACUCCACCUCCACCGCUGUCGCCGCAGACCUGCUACGGCGUCCCGGCUGCUACCUCUUCCGUCGCCGUUUUCCAGGACCCUUACUUGCCGGAACCCCCGGCGUACGUCCUGCUCCCUGUCUAUCCCCGCCGCCGCCGGCGCCCCCGAUGCUGCGCAUACUUUCGUCCUGUUGGUUCUCUCCUUUCCUCUUCUACUCUCCUCUCUUUUGCCUUCUUCCUCGCCCUCCUCCUAUCCGCUGCCUUCUUCCUCUGGCCCUCCGAUCCCGAUCUCACCAUAGCCCGUCUUGAUCUAGAUGACAUCCGUGUCAACGUCAUACCCGAGGCCUCUAUAUACAUCUCCAUGGGGGUCGAGCUCAGGAUCCGUAACCCAGCCUUCUUCGCCCUCAAUUACCGCUCCAUCGUGGUCUCCCUAGGGUACCGGGGGAGGCAGCUCGGCUUCGUCACGUUCGGCGGUGGCCAUAUUAGGGCUCGGGGGGUUACCUACGUUCAUGCCAAGCUCAAGCUCGACGGGAUCCGGGUGUUGAGUGAUGCCAUCUAUUUGAUCCAGGAUAUUGCUAGGGGAUCGUUGCCUUUGGAUACCGUAACGGAGGUUGAGGGCAGGAUGCGGCUCUUCUUUUUCGAUGUUCCCGUCGAGGGAAAAGUUUCAUGCGCAGUGAUGAUUAAUCCAAACACCCGGAAAGUCAUUCAUCAAGAUUGCUACCUCCAGUGAUUGUGAUAACUGAAAGUUUGUAUUGUCGGAUGGGCGAUACUGUUAAUUCAACUUCUGGGUGGAUGAAUUCAGUUUCAGUUUCACUGUCCAUUUGAAGGUAUCUUGCCUGACAGAUAUAAUAUUUGAAGUAAAGCAAGUCUACAAUAUCGAACUUAGUCUAAAUCUCCUAUGUAAUGAUUGUAAAUACACAAUUGCAUGUGGCUGUCAGAAUUGGUUAUAAUCUGAAAUGAUUAUUGUAUUAGGAGCUUGUGUAAUGCUGAAUUUAGAGUGAUUUCUAAGUUUUUGCCGUGGUUUUCAUUAUAA